Molecule: messenger RNA, 1443 nt
Organism: Adineta ricciae
Lineage: Eukaryota; Metazoa; Rotifera; Eurotatoria; Adinetida; Adinetidae
Source: the annotation of a GenBank genome assembly
AUGCAAUACAACGUAUUUCAAGUGUUCGUCUUCUUCGCUGUACUUUUAUCAUUUGUAUCUACAGACAUGAGAAUCGUCUGUUAUUAUGCAAAUUGGUCACUUUAUCGUCUUCCACAUACUCCGAUCUUAUAUCCUGAUUAUAUUGAUCCAUCACUUUGUACACAUAUUCAUGCUGCCUUUGCAUUGAUUAACCCAACAACACUCAAAAUAGAGCCAAGUGAAAAACACGACACGAAUUUUAGCGACAAAUUCGGAACGUCAUUGUACCUAAGAUUGAAUAAGUUGAAACGAUAUAGACCAUCAUUGAAAUUGUUGCUAGCUGUUGGAGGAUGGAAUGCUCGUAGCGAAGCAUUCAAUAAUAUAUUGACGAAUUCAUCAACUCGAGCAACGUUUAUCCGACAAACAAAACAGUUUUUAAAAGGAUGGAAUUUUGAUGGGAUCGACUUAGAUUGGGAAUUUCCAGGUGAUAUUGAACGUGGUGCGAUGAAUAAUUCUCGAGAAGAAUUCAAUAUUCUUAUUAAAGAAAUGCAUGAAUCGUUUCAUAAUCAUUCCAAUCCGUUUCUUCUAACAGCAGCAGUCACAGCCGAUCCAAUCAAAGUCGAUAAUGGCUACGUUGUGCCUGACUUCUGCCAUCAUCUUGAUUAUGUCAGCGUGAUGACAUAUGAUUAUCACGGAUCUUGGGACAACGUAACUGGUGUAAAUGCGCCACUUUAUGGAAAGUAUGCCGCUGAAAACGACACUGAUGAUGACGGACAAUGGAAGAAUGUCAAUAAUUCGAUUCACUAUUGGUUAUCGAAUGGAUGCCCGGCUGAGAAACUCAAUUUAGGACUAGCAUUGUAUGGUCGAAGUUUUACAUUGGCGAAUAAUUCAGAUUCAGUUUCUAUUGGUACAGAAACUAUUGGUAGUGGAAUUGCUGGGCCAUUUACAAAAGAAAAUGGAACGUUGGCAUAUUUCGAAAUUUGUCAAAAACUACGGCUGUAUAACUGGACACGUGUAUUUGAUACUGAUGUUCAAGCACCUUAUGCGUAUAGUUCGGGAUCAAGCACAUUAGAAAAGCAAUGGGUCGGAUACGAUGAUCUCAAAAGUGUUACUGUCAAAGUUUUAUACGCGAAGACGAUGAAUCUUGGUGGCGCAAUGUUAUGGUCUCUCGAUCAGGAUGAUUUCACCGGACUCUAUUGUCAACAAGGAGCUUUUCCAUUUACCCGUCGUGUGCGCGAUAUUCUUGUGUCAUCGAAUAAAACUAUCGAAGAAGAAUCUUCAUAUUCAACCAAACCACGAUCGAAACAAACAAGUAAAUUUAUACCAAUUCACCGACGUACAUCACAAAAGUACCGAUCAUCGCUAACAUCGACCUUACGCUCGAAUGCUGCUAGUGUCUGUGUUAGAAGCAAUGUAAUUCUUUACUUAUUUUCUAUCAUAUCCUUCAAAAUAUUGACUAGAUGA